Molecule: messenger RNA, 979 nt
Organism: Cephus cinctus (wheat stem sawfly)
Lineage: Eukaryota; Metazoa; Arthropoda; Insecta; Hymenoptera; Cephidae
Product: 60S ribosome subunit biogenesis protein NIP7 homolog
Exons: 5
Coding region: 277-819 (180 amino acids)
Biological process (GO): ribosomal large subunit biogenesis; ribosome assembly
Cellular component (GO): nucleolus; preribosome, large subunit precursor; nucleus
Molecular function (GO): RNA binding
Source: RefSeq, a predicted model, not a curated record
CCGCUUUACUAGUAUUCUUCGAAUUGCGACUAGAUUUCCGGAAUAUGUUAAAUCAAGAAGAUCACGAGUGCAAUUGUAGUUAUGUAUAUAGACCAGUUCUUCCAGCAAUUUCUACCAGAAAAUAAAUGUAAACCAACUUUGACGCGAAACAAGUUCUUCAAAGGAUUGAGUAUUGAAUCGCUAGUCACGAAUAUACAAUAAAAUUAUAGAACGGAAGUUUGGAUGUCAUUGCCAACGUACUUGUGAACCCGUGACAGAGUAAUUUUUGUAUCAAAUAUGAAGAGAUUAUCGGAAGAAAGGACUAAACUAGUGUUCGAAAAACUUACAAAAUAUCUAGGAGACAAUUUAAAAGUUUUGAUAGACCGACCAGAUGGUACUUAUUGUUUUCGAGAAAGAAAAGAUAGAGUUUAUUAUGUGUCAGAGAAAAUAUUGUCUCUUGCUAGUACUGUUGGUUCUGAUCACUUGGUAAGCUUAGGAACUUGUUUUGGAAAGUUCACUAAGUCAGGAAAAUUCAGACUUCACAUAACGGCUCUGAAUUACUUGGCUCCUCAUGCACAGUAUAAAAUUUGGGUAAAACCUUCAGCGGAACAACAGUUCCUCUAUGGACACCACAUUGCAAAAUCUGGACUAGGUAGAAUAACAGAAAAUACACCACAGUAUCAGGGAAUAGUAGUGUUUUCCAUGAACGAUUUGCCAUUGGGUUUUGGAGUUACGAGUAAAAGUACAGCAGACUGCAAGCAUGCGGAUCCAAUGUCAACUAUUUGUUUUCAUCAGGCAGACAUUGGAGAAUAUAUCCGAUCUGAAGAUACACUACUUUAGUUAAAAUAUUGUAUAUUAGAGUAUUAUAAUACAUAAGACACUAAAAUAAUUGAUGUGCUGAUUGACACAUGUACCUAAAGUGUAUAUUUCCCCAAAAGAACUUAAUCACAAAAGAUUUUAUAUAAUGUAAUAUAACGAAAAAUACAAACAAUUUAACUUA